Molecule: messenger RNA, 1275 nt
Organism: Raphanus sativus (radish)
Lineage: Eukaryota; Viridiplantae; Streptophyta; Magnoliopsida; Brassicales; Brassicaceae
Product: pentatricopeptide repeat-containing protein At1g29710, mitochondrial-like
Exons: 1
Coding region: 1-1275 (424 amino acids)
Biological process (GO): RNA modification
Molecular function (GO): RNA binding; protein binding; zinc ion binding
Source: RefSeq, a predicted model, not a curated record
AUGGUGCUCUUAUGGUGCGGAAAACUCAAACUUUCAAAACCCUACCUAGCGUUGGCAACGCAGACAGGAAGCCGCUGGUUCAGUUCACAUGGAGCCCUCUCUCAUCAUCAUCAUCAUCAUCAUAGCCUGACAAGCAAUGGCACCACGAAGAUCAUCACUAGGCUUGAACAACACGUAACCUGGCACACAUGGACUCAAAAUCCAAUCGUAGGGCAAAACAGAACAGUUUCUUCAAUUACUGGUCAGGAUUUUUCUGUUCAGAAAUUCGAUGAGUUUUGCAAGGAUGGUAAUUUUAGAGAAGCUAUAGAGGUUCUACUUUCCUUGCAGGAUCGUGGUUACGCUAUUGGUCUGAGUAGACUUUUAAGGUUAGCGAAACUACGUGAUAAACCAGAAGCUAUAGAAGAAGCAAAGUUUGUCAAGCUGUUCCACGAUAUGUCUGUGAAGAAUCCGGAGACUUGGUGUGUUAUGAUGAGGUGUUUAGUCAGCAACGGUUAUGGUGACGAAGCCAUCGGUUUAUUCACUCGUUUCAAACAAGAAGGAAACAAACCUGAUGGAGAGAUAUUCAAACAAGUCUUCUCUGCCUAUACUUUGACCGGAGAUGUUAAGAAUGGAUUACUACAGUUUGAAGCCAUGCAAAGAGACUAUGGAAUCAAACCUUCCAUGGAACAUUACAAUAGUGUUACCAAAAUGCUGGCAACUUCUGGUCACUUGGACGAGGCACUGAGCUUUGUGGAGAAAAUGCCAGUGGAGCCGAGUGUUGACGUGUGGGAAACGCUAAUGAAUUUUUCUAGGGUUCAUGGAGAUGUGGAGCUUGGAGAUAGAUGUGCUGAGAUGGUUGAUAAGUUAGAUGCCACCAGAUUAGACGAAGCGUCAAGUGCAGGUCUUGUAGCAAAUGUGAACUAUAUAUAUAGAACAAAAGAUACUUCACAUCCAGAAACGGAUAUGAUCUACGAGACACUAAAGAGUCUGCACUUACAAAUGCUAGAAAUGGGUUAUGUUCCUAGCACUAAAGAGUGGCGUAACGAACUCGUGGAGAAAGCGAAUAGGGAAGAAUGGACUUUUGGAUACAAAGAGGAAGUCGCGGUUGUUAAGAAGCUUCUUGACUCGAGGCCUCGAUCUCCGGUCACUGUGAUAAGUAAUUUUCGCAUUUGCCUAGAUUGCCACGAUGCAUUGAAGUUUAUGUCAAAGAUAACUGGCAGAGAGCUGAUUAAGCGAGAUUCAAAGAGAUUUCACCGCUUCAGUAAAGGCAUCUGCUCGUGCAACGAUUACUGGUGA